Molecule: messenger RNA, 2574 nt
Organism: Dictyostelium purpureum
Lineage: Eukaryota; Evosea; Eumycetozoa; Dictyosteliales; Dictyosteliaceae
Exons: 4
Coding region: 1-2574 (857 amino acids)
Source: RefSeq, a predicted model, not a curated record
AUGAGAAAAGCAUUAAAAAAAAAUUUUAUCAAAUUUACUGGAAGACUUGGGUUUGGGUCACAAAAAAAUGAUAAUGAAGAUGAAAAUAUUAUAGACGAACAGAUAGUAUCAGAAGAACCAAUUGAAACUAUCAAAGAAAUUGUAUUAUUAGAAAAUAAUGAAUUUAAUCAACGUAUAGAAUCAUUUAAAGCCUAUUUAUCAAGUUGCAUCUAUCAAGAUAACGAAGAUAUAUUAAUUAAUAAUUUACUAAGAGAAAAUAAACAACAUCAACAACAAAAGAAUCAAAAUAAUAGUACUCAAGUUAUAUCAUCGGAUGAAGAGGACGGAGGUGAUGAAUACUUUUAUAAGAAUGCAUUUCCUAAUAGUACUAGCAAUUAUGAAAUAUUAUUUGACCCAGAAAUGUUAGAUUCAUUUGAUAACUAUGACAACUAUCUUAAUAGCACAACAACCCCAAACAAUAAUAGUAAUAAUAAUAAUAAUAAUAAUAAUAAUAAUAAUAAUAAUAAUAAUAAUUAUAAAGAUAGCAAAUACAAUACAAUUAAUAGCAGAGAUGGCGAUGAUGAAAAUUUUUUAAAUUUUAUUAGACAACAACAGAAACAAAGAGCAAAUAUAAAUAUACCCAAUGAUCUAAUUCAUUCAAUAUUUUUAUGUAUUUUAUCAAACUCAAAUAUGUUAAUAGAUCAAACCUCCUUCACCAAAAAAUUAAAAAAUAAACUGCAACAACAACAGUCUAAAAGAUUAAGCUCAACACCAUCAACAAAUGAUUUUAAAAGUCAAAAACAAAAACAACAGCAGCAGCAACAACAGCAACAGCAACAGCAACAACAACAGCAACAUUUUUCAACAGGUUAUAUACUAUAUAAAACUAUACCACUAAUGUGCGGCUUAAAAUGUGGUUAUAUAGCAUGCUCGAAUACCACCACCUCCGAAGAACUUGUUAAACAAUUAUUUUUAAGAUUACCACAAAAAAAGAACAACAAUAACGAUUUAUAUAAAAUACAGCAACAGUAUCAACAACAAACAUUACAAAAACAAAAUAGCUUUGGCCAGCUAAGUCAAACAGCAAUUAUACCAAAAGCAAUUAAUAAUGAAAAUAGUUUAUCAAGUUUAUCUAGGUCAACUUCAAAUGCAUCAUCUGCAUACCAACAACAAACCACACCACCAUUAAAACCAGUAGGGGCUGAUCAAUCAAAUAAAAAUAUAGAAAAAUUAAAAAAUCAAAACAAUAAACCAAUCAAUAGUAACAACAGUAAUAUGAAUAAUAAUAAUACAAGUUUUAAUAGCUUUCAAAACCAAAUCAAUAUUAAUUUAACAAGUAGUAUUAAAGAUUAUGAAAUGGUGGAUAUACUAAUAGUAGAUGAUAUUGAUUACGCACCAUUGUCAACAAGGUACACCCUUUUACAAAUGAUGACCUAUAGAAAAGUUGCUUAUAAGGGCUCAACAUUUAACACCCCAAAGAAUUUUAAUAUAAUUUCAACUAUAAAUAUUAAUAGCAAUAACAACAAUAAUAAUUUUAAUAGUAAUUUUACAAAUUUUAAUAAUCUAAAUUUAAAUGACAAUAAUAAUAGUAAUAGUAAUAGUAAUAAUAAUAAUAAUAAUAAUAAUAAUAGCAAUAAUAACAAUAACAACAAUGAUAAUACUAAUAAUAAGAGCAGUAAUAGUGAACCAAUGUCACCAUUAAUUUUAGAUCACUUUUUAUUAAAUUAUAAAUUAACAGAGAGACUUUAUAUACCAAAAUUAAUAUUACCAAUGGCUUUACAAAAUAAUUAUCAUCUGCAACCAUUAUCUCAACAAUCAGAUCAACCCCAAAAAACAGAUCAACAAUUUAUAUUAACACCAAAUCGUAUCAAAAGUUUAAGAGAACAAUAUUUAUCAAAGACAUAUAUAUCAAAUGAUAUUGAUCAAUAUAUACGGUCAAUUAUUAUAAACUUAAGAAAUCACCCAUUCGUUUCUUUUGGUCCAUCUCCAAGAGCAACUCCAAAUUUCAUAUUGGCUGCAAAAUCAUUGGCUCUUCUCUCUGGAAAAAACUUUGUAACUCCAACCCAUAUUUUAAAGAUUGCUAAUCAAGUUUUAAAUCAUAGAAUAUUUUUGUUUAAUCCAUUUUCUUCAAUUGACAAUGAUAAUAAUCAUAAUGAUAGUGACAACUAUGAUAAUACCAAUAAUGAUAACAAUAACUAUGGAAAUAGACUUAGUAAUAGAGUAUCAAAUAAACACCAAUAUCAUCACAGCGACGAUGAUGAUUUUAGAUCACCAUCACCAUUAAAUAUUAUAUCACCUCCAAAUUUUUAUGAAAAUCCAAAUAAUACAAACUAUAAUACAACACCAACCGUCAAUAUCACAACAUUAAAUGAAAAUACUGGUUUUAAAUCAUUGAAAGAAGCAACCCUAUUACCUCCUCCCCCAAUUGAAGUUACAAGUGUUAACUCAAGUAUGUUAUCACCGCUAUCAAUUAAUGGUAAUGAUGGAACAAAUAGAAAAUCAACCUCAAAAGUUAUUUUUGAAGAUCAAAUUUAUAAUAAUAACAACAAUAGAAUUACAUUUACUGAUAAAACUUGGACAGAGGGUAAAGAAUAA